AACUUUACUAUAAUAAUGUAUUCCAUCCAUUUCAAUGAGACAAUUUCCCCCGUCUUUCCAAUCCAAAUGUUCCAGUGACGACGACUGACAAAAAAAAGAUUUUCAUCUAUAAUUCAGUGUUUUGAUAUCAACGAGCAAAAGCCUUUCGAUCAAUUGAAUUGUUACAUAUUUUUUAACAUUGUACGUCCAUCGUUUAGCCAUCUAAACAUGUAAGAAAAUAUUUUGGUGACUAUAAAGAUUUGCAUCUUUAUUCGUUAUUGGCAUAGUUGUAUGUUAUAGCAAAAUGGUGAGUGUUAUUGAUGACUCAGAAGCUGAUGAUCAGGCAAAAUGCCUGGUACGAAAAUUCAAUAACCCUCGCGAUAAGUCUACUGAUGAUGAUAAAUUAGAAUGCUGUGUUGAUAAGAAUCUAACUGUUCGCCAGUUUAUUAAUAUUGUUGCACAGCAUUACAAUUUGGAUUUUGAUUCUUUUUCCUUGACAUUUAGUUCAUUUAAAUCAGAUUCUACAUUGGAUACUGGAACCAAUGAUAAGCCAAAAUUAGAAGCAGAUGAUGACCGUUUAUUGAUAGAUGUCGGUGUUAUUUUUGGUGAUGGUACUCAAAAUCGUUUUGUACUAUCAGAGAAUGAAGUUGAAGAAAGCGAUCAGGCUGAAUGUAUUGUCCGCAUACCUAAGGAUAUGAAAGUGUUCCCAUUGACUGUGGAUCAAAAUGAAACUGCAGGUCAACUGUAUAAACGUGUAUUAGAAUUAUGUCAAGCAGAAGAUAUAAAUACAGAAUAUUUUGUUUUAACUUUUAAUUCCUAUAAUGUCAAUACUGAAUUGGUCAAACUUAUGAUAAGAGAAGAUGAUACAAGAUUGCUGAGUGACAUUGGGAUUGUAUACCGUGAAGGAGUGAAAAAUCGUUUUGAAAUAUCACUGAACAUUUUAUCAGAUAAUAUGGAUAAUGAUAGUUCAUCAAAAUCCUGUUCCCCUACUCAAGAUCAAAAAAUAGAGAGCCAAUAUUCAAAAAUUCAUCCUUCAAUUCGUCGAAAUGGUCUAGAUUCAUCGUCUGUUAUAGAAAAUAAUGUAUUAGAACCAACAUCACCAAUGCCAAUGCUUACAUUACCUUCUACCCGUAUGCUGUAUAAUCGUUCAACUGAAAGAGCAUAUACAGGAUACAGAGGUUUAGUAAAUCAAGCAAUGACUUGUUACUUAAAUAGUUUAUUGCAAGCAUUAUAUAUGACACCAGAAUUUCGAAAUGCUCUAUACAAAUGGAAAUUUGAUUUUGAUGCAAACAUUGAUGAGUCAAAAUCGAUACCAUUUCAACUUCAGAGAUUAUUCUUAAACCUACAAACUUCACCGAGACAUAGUGUUGAAACAACAGAACUUACGCGUAGUUUUGGUUGGGAUUCAAGUGAAGCAUGGCAACAGCACGAUGUUCAAGAACUUUGUAGAGUCAUGUUUGAUGCUCUUGAACAAGAAUUUAAAAAUACCACUCAUGUUGAUCUCAUAAACCAGCUUUAUCAAGGCAAAAUGAUUGAUUAUGUAAAAUGUCAAGAAUGUGGAAUUGAAAAAUCUAGAGAAGAUACAUUUUUAGAUAUACCUUUACCUAUACGUCCAUUUGGAAGUACUAAUGCUUAUGGAUGUAUAAAAGAAGCAUUAAAAGGAUUCACCCAGCCUGAAACAUUAGAUGGAAAUAAUCAGUAUUUUUGUGAACGUUGUAAUAAAAAAUGUAAUGCUCACAAAGGUCUAAAAUUCAGCAAGUUUCCAUACAUUAUGACAUUACACUUGAUGCGUUUUGAUUUUGAUUAUAACACUAUGUAUCGCAUUAAAUUAAAUGACAAAGUUGUGUUUCCUUUAAAACUAAAUUUAAAUAGUUUUAUAUCAAAUAAUAAAAAUGGUUUAGAUAAAGAGGAGGCACUAUCUGAAGGAUUUCCUGAAGAAUUGUUUGGAUCUGGUAGCAAAUGUGAUGAUAGUAGUUAUACUGGCACAGACAGUUCAUCCGCAUUAGAUGAAAUUGAUCAAGAUGAAGAUGAAGGUAUUGACCUUAGUCAGCACAGACAUGAAGAUAAACGUGGAGUAGAUUUGAACUCAGAAAAUGAACCAAUUGGGCCAUAUAUGUAUGAACUUUAUGCUAUCAUGAUACAUUCUGGCAGUGCUUCAGGAGGACACUAUUAUGCAUAUAUUAAAGACUUUAAAACUGAUCAGUGGUUAUGUUUUAAUGAUCAAUCUGUAUCAGUGAUCACAAUGGAUGAUAUUGAAAGAAGUUUUGGUGGUGGACCUAUUCGAGGAUAUUAUUCAGGCCAAUACACGUCUAGUACUAAUGCAUAUAUGCUCAUGUACAGACAAAUUGAUCACAGAAGAAAUAAAAAUGCAAUGACUCAAGAAGAAUUUCCACCACAUUUAAAAGAACUUCAUAAUUUAUUGGAGAGAAAAGCCGAAGAAGAUAGACAGAUGAGAGAAAGAGAACGAGAUAUGUACAAGGUUCCUGUUCACUUGGCUGAUUUUAUGGAAUGUGGUGUGCGAAGCUGGCAAUUUGAUUGUAGUGGGACCACUACUGUUGAACAAUUAAAGGCUAUGGCUAUUGAGCACUUCAGAGUCACCAAGCCGUGUCGAUUAGUCAUUUUCAAUAAACAGGAUCAAAAAGUGGUUGAAAACUUGGAAGAUAAGAAUAAUUAUCUGGUAUGUCACUUGAAAUAUUCAUUGACGUUUGUAUUGCUACUUCAAAUGAUUGAUACUGAAGACAAUAGAAGUGUUGUAUCUACUCCAGGGUAUGUCUUGAUGAAAUUGUUCAUGAUAAACUUGGACGAUAAUGAAGAAGAUAUUGAUGUAAGUCAACCGGUGGAAAUUGAAAUUGAACUAAACAAAGAGAUAAGAGACCUCAGUAAUCUGUUAUAUACAAAAUAUGAUAUAUCUAGAGAAUCGGUAUUGCAUUUUGCCAUUCAGAGUAGUUCAAAACCAACAUUGCUUGAAGAAAGCGCACCAUGUUCAUCUAUCUACACCAAUUAUGUUUUUGUGUUCAUAGAACGUCAUGCUAUUGAACAAUCAGUCUUGGGGCACAAGAUGAAAAACAUUAUCACACGAUACGACAAUACAAUUCUAUUACAAUUCAUCAUGCCAACAAAAGAUACAGAAACUUUACAUAAAUUAAUGGCUUUAUACAAUAAAAACUAUGUGAAUGGUUAUAAUGACGAUGUGUCUAUGCUACCAUUAGAAAAACAAGCAGGUGUGUUAGAAGUGGAUUGUGAUCAGUCAAAUGAAGACAAUAAUUUGGUUGCCAAUCCUGAGGAUAUGUGUGUUGUAGCUAUUGGUAGUGGAAAUGGAGAUCAAAGCGAGGAUAGUAGUAUAACAGAUAGUGAAAGAACAAUCAAAGGAGAUGCCAUUGAAGAUUAUCACAUGGAUUCUCCUACUUUUGAACAUGACCCAAUAAAGGUUUAUGAUCAAGGCAGAUCGGAGGAAAACUGGGAUGGGACUGAAGAUGAUGAUGACGAUAAUGAAUUCCAGUCAAAUGAAAAAUAUUUUUUCAAAACAACAAAGUUAUCAGACAAGACAUCUGAAGACGAUGAUGAAAAACUCUAUGCGUAUGUCGAUAAGCGCAUGACUGUCAAAGAACUCAAAACUCAAUUAGUGCCAUACAUCAACAUACCAUCUGAUUUUAUUAUUCUGAAUCGAUGCAAAUCAGACACAGAAUUAGAAGAACUGGCGUUACCUAGCAGUUCUUUAGAAGAUUUGGCUUACUCAGACACAAUUAAAAUUACCAUGGGUCAAGCAUUACAUGAUGGUGAAUAUCGCGGUAUUAUUUAUUGGAUUGAACCACAAGAACAGACACAGAUUUUGUUUAAGAAAAUGUUUGAUUGGAUCAUUAAGAAAGGUACCUCAGUCUUAGAAACCAAAAGAGAAUUAUUGAUUAAAUUAAAUAAUACUCACAAUAUUGAUAUACCUUUAAACAGGUGUCGUUUGCGUAAGAAAAAAAGAGACUCUCUAAUGCGAUGUUAUUUCAAUGAAGAAAUCUGGAAUGAAGAUAUCGGUCAGGGGUGGGAAAUGGUCAUAUUGGAUCUAAAAGAUCGUUCCGAAUUAGAAUUAAAUAAAACCAAACGACUUAUGUUUGUUAAUCACAUAGAAGAAGCAACGCCGCGUGUUAUUUCUGAAAUGGAAUUUGUUGUUGAUAUAGCAUCCACAACAUCUCCCAACACACAGCUGGGCACUGAAAUUUCAAAGAAACUUAAUAUACCUGAAGAUCAGCUAGAAAUGGGUUAUAUGCAUGGUCAUUCGACUGAAAUCACUUGGAAAACAAGCGUGUUCAAUUGGUCAUUUAGUUUGUCUGACGACAACAUAAUUUUAUACUGUCGUAAUGCAGAUAACACAUCCAAUAAAGAAACACCAAGCAAGUGGCGUAGACAACGCAAAGAACGUUCAUUAAGAAUACAUACUAAUAAUGAUUAAACUUAUUAUGUAUUGUUUAAUGUUUGGUUAAUUGUUCAUGUAUUUAUUACUGGAGGAGGUAAAAAUCAGUUUGAAAUACUUGUUUUAAUCUGUCUUUAAAAAAAAAAAAUAAUUAAUUUUCUACAACCAAAAACAAAAACUUUCAUACUUGGUCUGUUAAUUUUAAAAAAUUCAUUAGAUUCAUUUUUAUCAUUUGUGUACAUGUCGAUAUCAAAAAUACAAAUUUCUUUUUUCUAGUUUAAAUAUUUUUAUCUGUGAUAAAAAAAUUAAUAAAUAAUAUUUAAUAUAGAUUUUGUAAUAUGUAUUAAAAAAAAAAAAUAAUUUUUAAAAGUUUUAAAUUUGAAAAUAUAUUUUCUACAAUAUAAAAAAGUCAUACAUAUGAUAUAUAUGUAUGUAUUUACAAAUUUAAUAAAUAUUUUUUAAAACAACAAACUGUUGAAUACAAAAAUAAAUUAAUAAAUGUGACUAGUAGCACUCGUCCGCUCGUACAUAUAUAUAUUCUAAAGUUUUACUUAAAAUAAACUAGUUGCUAUUUUUUUGUUAAAUAUUAAAACAUAUAAACAAAUUUGUAAAAAAAAUAUAAAUAUUACCUGAGCUUUUUAAUCUAUUUUGUAUCUUCAAUAAUACAAAUGAACCUUACUAUUUAGCCUCAAAAUUAUACUGUCCAAAAAUCAAUCAAUAACAAAGUAAACCAAACACAAAUUGAUUUUAUAAAAUAUAAAAUUUGCUGGUUUUUCUAAAUAUCUAAUAAUCAUAAACAUGUAUUGCUCAGAUCUUUGUUAUGUAAAACGAAACGUUUUAUAUCUAAUUUAUAAAAAUUAAAUUAUUGUGUUAGCUUGUUUUUUUCCUUAUUUUUGUAUUAUUUAUUAUUUAUUUAUUAUUACUAUUAUUUUGUAAUUAAAUGUGUUUAAAAUAAGAAAACUUUCAUUGUUGUAAUAUUUGUUAAAACUGUCCAAGUAUUUUAAAAUGUACUUAAAUAUAAAAAUGUUAAAAAUGUAUUAUACAUUUCUAGCACAAAUGUUAAGUGGUCACUAAAAAGUAAUAGCUUAUUUUCGAACAGUUUGAGAAGAAAAAAAUAGAAAAGAAAAACUCAUAUCAAUAUAUACAAAAAAAAUACAAUUGUUUAGAACUUUUGAUUUUUAAAUCUAAUAAAAAAAAAAAGGGUUCCUAA
Molecule: messenger RNA, 5588 nt
Organism: Rhopalosiphum padi (bird cherry-oat aphid)
Lineage: Eukaryota; Metazoa; Arthropoda; Insecta; Hemiptera; Aphididae
Product: ubiquitin carboxyl-terminal hydrolase 47-like
Exons: 24
Coding region: 284-4417 (1377 amino acids)
Biological process (GO): protein deubiquitination
Cellular component (GO): nucleus; cytosol
Molecular function (GO): cysteine-type deubiquitinase activity; cysteine-type endopeptidase activity
Source: RefSeq, a predicted model, not a curated record